This is a messenger RNA of Vanrija pseudolonga, 1136 nucleotides long. RefSeq lists its product as uncharacterized. The record is from RefSeq and is a predicted model, not a curated record. The transcript has 2 exons. Lineage: Eukaryota; Fungi; Basidiomycota; Tremellomycetes; Trichosporonales; Trichosporonaceae. The coding region runs from base 1 to 903 and encodes 300 amino acids.
AUGCCUUCGAAGCGCCGCAAAACGGCGUCCAAACCUAAGCGGGCAACAACAAAGCCCAAGCCCGAACUCACCGCCCUCCCACCCCUCCCACUCGAGGUCCUCUCGCACAUCGUCGCGAGCCUCAACCCCGACACGCGCACCGGCCGAGCAGCGCUAGUGGACCUCCUCCGCGUCUCGGCCUGCUGGGAGGCAGCAGCACGCACGCUCUACGCCAAGGUCAGGCUCAACGAGGACAAGCUCAUCUCCGUCUUCUUGUACGGCGGCGUGAGGAGAGGCAAUUGGGACGGCGACCCCGUCAAAGGCAACCUUAGCAAGCGAACAACCCGCGCACUCGGCUUCAUCAAGCGGCUGCACUUCGUUCCUCCGUUGUCUCGCGACACACUCCUCUUGCUGCUGGACGAGGCGUCCAGACAUAAACCGCGCCCUCUCUUCCCAAGCGUCAGGUACCUUCACCUGGUGGGGUCGGGCGUCUUUUCCGGGCUCCCACCGCUGUCGAAGGACAUUACCUUGUUCGACCGCCCCCACGUCUGCGUUGACGGGCGAAGCGACACGGACUGGCUCGUCCACCACACUCGCUCAUUCACAAACCACGCGAGCGCAACUCGAAGCAUAGUAGGUAAACUCCCAGCGAGUUGGGAAUCGGCGACAAUAUACGACCCUCAACCCUUCCUCUUUCCUGGCGGCGCGUGUUAUCAAAAUACCGACCAGUAUUACGAGUGGGCCAAGCUCUUAGAGUCCAAGGGCCCAGUCCCGCCUUUGGAGAUGUAUCUCCGACCAUCAGCUGGGACGCGACUGCCCGCACCGGAAGACGUCCCCAUCGUUCUGCACGUCGUCAAGCCAGAAGACAAUAUUCCCGCCUGUCUGGUUUGCGAUCGCACUUGGAAUACCCAGUUCAUGCGUUGAACGUACCUCCGCCCACACUCAGAGCAUGAAAGCGUCACACCGCGGCUGGGAAGCAGAGCUGCUCCGUACCUGAACUUCCUUCGGUGGAUUCAGAAGCCAAUGCGCUGAGUACGGCGACAACACACGCCGAGGGCCAUUUGCUAUGCGUUGGGGGGCACUAGAAGGCGAGGCUCCUGCUGCAGGCGUUCUGCGGAUGUGUGAGAGUUGGUCUAGAACGAGGAGGGCAGACGGAC